GUUGGGUGCAAGAUUCGCCUUUUCUGCUCGGAUCUUCUCCGCCCAGGAUUCAUUGUCUGUGGAGCCUUCUGGGGGUGGGGAGGGAGCUGCGCCUCCGCCGCCGCCGCUGCCUCUGCUGCUGCGGUCGCUAGCGCGGCGCGCAGGGCAGGCGGAAGCUGGGCAGUGGAUGCGCUCCUGCCUCCCCCGCCAGCGCUUCGGGCUUCCCCUCGGCCGCUUCCCGCCGGAACCUCUCCAGGUGUCCACCUGAAGGGCACGGGCAUCAUGGUCUAACGCGGCACCUGCCUGGAAUCCCCUCUUUCUCCUCUUCUCCUCCUUCACCCCUCUUCUCCUCCGAGGACCCUCGUGCCCACUCCACUGCGGACCCCCGAACACUUUAAGGAAUAACCCUUGGCAGCUGCACGAUUCACUCUCUCCGGAACCUCAUGGGCAGUUUCUCCCGCCGGCGAUGAUGGAGAACCUAAUAAGGGGAAGGAAUCCCCCACAAUAUCAGAGAAGUCCUUGUAAAGAAGUUCGUGCAGCCCUUCGGAAGAGGCCUGAAGAGGAGUUGCAGUGCCUGGAGAUGACCACCAAGCGGAAAAUCAUCGGCCGUCUGGUGCCGUGCCGAUGUUUCCGAGGUGAAGAAGAAAUCAUCUCAGUUUUAGAUUACUCCCACUGCAGCCUUCAGCAGGUGCCAAAGGAGGUCUUUAACUUUGAACGGACAUUAGAGGAACUUUACCUAGAUGCCAAUCAAAUUGAAGAGCUACCAAAGCAAUUGUUCAACUGUCAAGCUCUAAGAAAACUAAGUAUUCCUGACAAUGACCUUUCAAAUCUGCCAACCACUAUUGCUAGUUUAGUUAACCUUAAAGAACUCGACAUCAGUAAAAAUGGUGUACAAGAAUUUCCAGAAAACAUAAAGUGCUGUAAGUGUUUAACAAUUAUUGAAGCCAGUGUCAAUCCAAUUUCUAAACUCCCUGAUGGCUUCACACAGCUUCUAAACCUGACCCAGCUCUACCUGAAUGAUGCCUUUCUUGAAUUUCUUCCAGCCAAUUUUGGAAGACUUGCCAAAUUGCGGAUAUUGGAGUUAAGAGAAAAUCACUUGAAAACUCUACCAAAGUCAAUGCACAAACUGGCCCAGUUGGAAAGACUUGACCUAGGCAAUAAUGAAUUCAGUGAGCUGCCUGAAGUUAUGGAUCAAAUACAAAAUUUAAGGGAGCUGUGGAUGGAUAAUAAUGCAUUGCAAGUGCUACCUGGGUCUAUAGGGAAGUUAAAGACGUUGGUAUACCUGGAUAUGUCAAAAAACAGAAUAGAAACGGUUGACAUGGACAUUUCUGGAUGUGAAGCCCUGGAGGACCUCUUAUUGUCAUCCAAUAUGUUGCAACAGUUGCCUGACUCUAUAGGUUUGUUGAAAAAACUAACUACUCUAAAAGUAGAUGACAAUCAACUUACAAUGCUACCCAAUACAAUCGGAAAUUUAUCUUUAUUAGAAGAAUUUGACUGUAGCUGUAAUGAACUGGAGUCACUACCUUCUACUAUUGGCUACCUUCACAGUCUUCGAACAUUAGCAGUCGAUGAGAAUUUCCUUCCAGAAUUACCCAGAGAAAUUGGAAGCUGUAAGAAUGUAACAGUUAUGUCUCUACGCUCCAAUAAACUGGAAUUUCUUCCUGAAGAAAUUGGACAGAUGCAGAAACUAAGAGUCUUAAAUUUGAGUGACAACAGAUUGAAGAAUUUACCAUUCUCAUUUACCAAACUUAAGGAGCUUGCAGCUUUGUGGCUUUCUGACAAUCAGUCCAAAGCCCUUAUCCCUUUACAAACUGAAGCCCAUCCAGAAACAAAGCAAAGAGUAUUGACUAACUACAUGUUUCCACAGCAACCUCGUGGUGAUGAAGAUUUCCAGUCAGACAGUGACAGCUUUAACCCUACACUGUGGGAAGAACAGAGACAACAACGCAUGACUGUUGCCUUUGAAUUUGAAGAAAAAAAGGAAGAUGACGAAAAUGCUGGGAAAGUUAAGGAUCACUCCUGCCAAGCCCCCUGGGAAAGGGGCCAGCGUGGGAUUACUCUCCAACCUGCCAGACUGUCUGGCGAUUGCUGCACACCAUGGGCCAGGUGUGAUCAGCAGAUCCAAGAUAUGCCCGUCCCCCAGAAUGACCCACAGCUGGCAUGGGGUUGUAUAAGUGGCCUCCAGCAGGAAAGGAGCAUGUGUACUCCAUUGCCAGUUGCAGCACAAUCCACCACUCUUCCCUCUCUAAGUGGCAGACAGGUUGAAAUAAACCUAAAACGAUAUCCAACUCCUUACCCAGAGGAUUUAAAGAAUAUGGUAAAAUCUGUUCAAAAUCUGGUGGGUAAGCCAAGCCAUGGAGUACGUGUUGAGAAUUCAAAUCCAACUGCUAACACGGAGCAAACUGUGAAAGAAAAAUACGAACACAAGUGGCCUGUAGCCCCAAAGGAGAUUACAGUGGAGGAUUCUUUUGUUCAUCCAGCUAAUGAAAUGAGGAUUGGGGAACUUCACCCUUCAUUAGCUGAGACCCCUCUGUACCCACCCAAACUUGUUCUGCUAGGGAAGGACAAAAAAGAAUCAACCGAUGAGUCUGAAGUUGACAAAACUCACUGUCUGAAUAACAGUGUUUCCUCAGGCACUUACUCAGACUACUCGCCUUCCCAGGCUUCCUCAGGAUCCUCUAACACCCGGGUUAAAGUGGGGUCCUUGCAGACAACAGCUAAAGAGGCAGUACAUAAUUCUUUGUGGGGUAACAGGAUUGCACAAUCUUUCCCACAGCCUCUUGAUGCAAAGCCAUUGCUCAGCCAGAGGGAGGCUGUCCCCCCAGGGAAUCUACCACAGCGUCCUGACCGGCUGCCAUUGAGUGACACUUUCACUGACAACUGGACUGAUGGCUCACAUUAUGAUAACACAGGGUUUGUUGCAGAGGAAACCACAGGCGAGAAUGCCAACAAUAAUCCUCUCCUGAGUUCAAAAUCUAGAAGCACAUCUUCUCAUGGACGCAGGCCUUUGAUUAGGCAGGAUAGGAUUGUUGGUGUUCCCCUGGAACUUGAGCAGUCUACACACAGACACACACCAGAAACAGAAGUGCCUCCUUCCAAUCCUUGGCAGAAUUGGACCAGAACCCCUAGUCCUUUUGAAGACAGGACUGCUUUCCCUUCCAAAUUAGAGACAACCCCUACCACCAGCCCAUUGCCUGAAAGGAAAGAACAUAUAAAAGAAUCUGCUGAAAUACCUAGUCCUUUUUCUCCAGGAGUACCGUGGGAGUAUCAUGAUUCUAAUCCCAACAGGAGUCUCAGUAAUGUCUUUUCUCAAAUCCACUGCCGCCCAGAAUCUUCUAAAGGUGUUAUUUCAAUUAGCAAAAGCACAGAGAGGCUUUCCCCACUCAUGAAAGACAUCAAGUCCAAUAAAUUCAAGAAGUCACAGAGUAUCGAUGAGAUUGACAUUGGUACAUACAAGGUUUAUAAUAUACCAUUAGAAAAUUAUGCCUCUGGGAGUGAUCACUUAGGAAGUCACGAACGACCUGACAAAAUGUUAGGACCAGAGCAUGGUAUGUCCAGUAUGUCCCGAAGCCAGUCAGUCCCGAUGCUGGAUGACGAGAUGCUCACUUAUGGAAGUAGUAAAGGGCCACAACAACAAAAAGCUUCCAUGACAAAAAAAGUCUAUCAAUUUGACCAAAGCUUCAAUCCCCAAGGAGCAGUGGAAGUUAAAGCUGAAAAGAGGAUACCGCCCCCAUUUCAACACAAUGCUGAGUACGUGCAACAGCCGGGAAAAAACAUCACCAAGGAUUUGGUUAGUCCUAGAGCUUACAGAGGAUACCCACCGAUGGAGCAAAUAUUUUCAUUUUCUCAGCCAUCUGUUAAUGAGGAUGCUGUGGUAAAUGCCCAGUUUGCAAGCCAAGGUGCCAGGCCAGGCUUCUUGAGAAGAGCUGACUCCCUGGCGAGUUCCACAGAAAUGGCCAUGUUUAGAAGGGUCAGUGAACCUCAUGAGCUGCCUCCGAAUGAUAGGUACGGCAGACCUCCGUAUAGGGGAGGUCUGGAUCGCCAAAGCAGCGUUUCAGUGACUGAGUCCCAGUUCCUGAAAAGAAAUGGCAGGUAUGAAGAUGAACACCCUUCAUAUCAAGAAGUGAAAGCUCAGGCGGGAAGUUUUCCAGUUAAAAACCUUACCCAAAGGAGGCCAUUGUCUGCAAGAAGCUACAGUACAGAGAGUUAUGGUGCCUCCCAAACCAGGCCAGUUUCAGCUAGGCCUACUAUGGCAGCUCUUUUGGAAAAAAUACCAUCUGACUAUAACUUGGGUAACUAUGGUGACAAGCCAUCAGAUAACAGUGAUAUAAAGACGAGGCCUACUCCUGUGAAGGGAGAGGAGAGCUGUGGUAAAAUGCCUGCAGACUGGAGACAACAGCUGCUUAGACAUAUAGAAGCUAGAAGGUUAGACAGGAAUGCUGCUUACAAACACAACACAGUUAACCUUGGCAUGCUGCCCUAUGGAGGUAUUUCAGCAAUGCAUGCAGGCAGAAGCAUGACUUUAAACUUGCAGACUAAGUCUAAAUUUGAUCUACAAGAACUACCUCUUCAGAAAACCCCGUCCCAGCAAAGCAACAUUUUAGACAAUGGACAAGAAGAUGUAUCUCCUAGUGGCCAGUGGAAUCCUUAUCCUCUUGGGAGGCGGGAUGUACCUCCGGACACCAUUACUAAAAAGGCAGGCAGCCACAUCCAGACCUUGAUGGGGUCCCAGAGCCUUCAGCAUCGUAGCCGGGAGCAGCAGCCGUAUGAGGGAAACAUAAACAAAGUGACCAUCCAGCAGUUUCAGUCACCAUUGCCUAUUCAGAUCCCCUCUUCACAGGCCACCCGGGGACCUCAGCCUGGACGGUGCUUAAUUCAAACUAAAGGGCAAAGGAGUAUGGAUGGUUAUCCAGAGCAGUUUUGUGUGAGAAUAGAAAAGAAUCCUGGCCUUGGAUUUAGUAUCAGUGGUGGAAUUAGUGGACAAGGAAAUCCAUUUAAACCUUCUGACAAGGGUAUCUUUGUUACUAGGGUUCAGCCUGAUGGACCAGCAUCCAACCUGCUGCAGCCUGGUGAUAAGAUCCUUCAGGCAAAUGGACAUAGUUUUGUACAUAUGGAACAUGAAAAAGCUGUAUUACUACUGAAGAGUUUCCAGAACACAGUAGACCUAGUUAUUCAACGUGAGCUUACUGUCUAAAUAUUUUUUAUAAAUAGUGAAGAUACGUCUAGCCAGACCUAAUGUUCAAAAAUAAAUUUAUACAUAGAGACAAAUUUUGCCAAUUGCUGGACCAAUGGCAAACAUUAGUGCCAAAUGUAUAAUACUAUAUGUUAGCACUGGUCAUCCUUAAAAAUGUUAACUAUAUAAAUAUGAUGUUCAUGUGGUUAUGUAUUAUUUUAACUGUCAGCCUCUGGCUGUGCAUUGGUGCAGUUUUGGUUUUGGUUUUUUUUUUUUUUUUCAAUCAAAUAAGUUUCUUCUUGAAGUGGACUUCAUAUAAUUUCGGAGCACGGAAGCACACACAAGCUCUUUACGAAUUCUGCUCUCCAUCAGAAACACUGCCUCAAAGUUGUAUAUGCCUUUAUAUAGAAAAUACAAAUAUAAAGAAUUGUAAUUCCCAUAAAAUAUUUCUAGCACAAGGUACAUGUUGGCAUAUAUACAAAAAGAAUAUAGAGAAAAAACAAUAUUUUCAUAAACUAAACAUCUCGGAUUGAGAAAGAAAAUAUAUCUUAAAAUAAGACUUUACUAUAUUGAAUCUUUUUCAAUAAAAAUUACAAGAUAAUGCCUUAUGAAAGCAACUGUACAUAUGGUAUAAAGUGUUUAUAUUUGGUUCCAUAUUCAUUUGCUAAAUUCUCAUAACACAGAGUGAAAUAUUUCAUAAAUUAGCCAUUUAUCUCUGGGACCUGAAUAAAAAUAGGACAAACUAAUUUGUUCAAUGCCUUUAGCUAAUUACAAAACAUGCAGAGUUAAGAAACAGACUAAAGGUCAUUGUAGAUAAAUCUUUUUCACCCCAAAUGUAAGCAGUGAAUGAUGGGUGGCAGGAAAGGUGUUGCUUUAUUUCUUUCAAGUUUAUGUUGAUUAUAAACUGUAGCCCCUGUGAUUUCUUUACUUGUAAAUGUGGAAUUUAUUUGUGUGUUGCUUUAUCCAAUUUGCUACUUUUAAAUCAUUUAAAAUGAGUUUUGGGUAUUGAUAAAAUUUAUCAUUAAGAAAGACUAUUGUUAGAAAGUUAUGGUGGGUGAUAAAAAACUUUGGUAAUUAAAUAUGAAACUUCAAAUAUAACUUCUCAGAGCCAUGGUCUACCUGUAUUAUUAAUUUCUGUGCCUGCUUUUGAGGGCAGAAAUAGAGAAAAUACCUUUUUUCCCCCAGAGUUUCAAAGUAUAUACAAUUCUAAAUUGUCUCACUGGAAACAAAGAUUAGCAUAAUUAGUAUAGAAUUAG
Balaenoptera musculus (blue whale) is the source of this 6408-nucleotide messenger RNA. It is a transcript of the gene LRRC7, whose product is annotated as leucine rich repeat containing 7. NCBI's taxonomy places the organism in Eukaryota, Metazoa, Chordata, Mammalia, Artiodactyla, Balaenopteridae. The record is from RefSeq and is a predicted model, not a curated record. Gene Ontology annotation, cellular component: adherens junction; postsynaptic density; postsynaptic membrane. Gene Ontology annotation, biological process: neurotransmitter receptor transport postsynaptic membrane to endosome; neurotransmitter receptor transport, endosome to postsynaptic membrane. Bases 446 to 5173 code for a protein of 1575 amino acids. The transcript is spliced from 27 exons. Gene Ontology annotation, molecular function: protein binding.